Molecule: messenger RNA, 13491 nt
Organism: Notothenia coriiceps (black rockcod)
Lineage: Eukaryota; Metazoa; Chordata; Actinopteri; Perciformes; Nototheniidae
Gene: gpatch8
Product: G patch domain containing 8
Exons: 7
Coding region: 8005-12309 (1434 amino acids)
Cellular component (GO): nucleus
Molecular function (GO): nucleic acid binding
Source: RefSeq, a predicted model, not a curated record
AGUAAACUAGAUAUUUGAAACAUAAUUAAACAAGUAAAUUAUGAGUAUCAUGAUUUAUUAUAACAACAGGAUUGCCUGAGAAAAUACAAAAGUUGAGAUUUCCCGUCAAUUAAAAAAAUAAACAUUCAAGCAGCGGAAUACAUUCCAUUGGGCUGAUCACUGUGACGCUCCCGUUUGAAAGGGGAAAAAACACUUAAUUUAUUCACAAUUUUGUAAUUUAUCACUAUGAUCAAAUGUGUAGCCUAUAUUUGUGUUCUGGCAUAGAAUCUUUUUACAUCCUGGUUGAGUUUCACUUAUAUUGUUUUCUAACAGGCACACACACCUCCCACUGUGUGUUGGUGGUGGAGGGGGAGAAAUAAAAAUAGAGAGAGGUGGCCUUCUCACCUGGCUUGAGUGACUCUUUAGCUCCUGCGCUAUUAUUUGUGGAGGGGCGUUGAGGGCAGCGCUGCAGCAUCACACAUGUGGAAAAGACAUGGCCACAACUGUGGGGGGUGUCAACUGUCACAUCGUCAUUAAUAGAAAUACACACCUUUACAUAUUCUCUUUGGAAAGUGCAUGCUCAAAGGAGAUGGCGGCAGACUGUUUAACCACAAGCAAGUCACUAUGAAUAUUUGUUAACCCUGAGGAUUCUUUUAAAGGAUCUGGUGAUGACACAGUUUUGUUACAUCAGUUAUAUUUCAAUAAUACAAAUUACACAGUUUAUAAGACUUUCAAAUGCAACAUGUACAAACAGUAUAGUCCAAAAUGUCUACCCCUAAUCAGCCUUACACAGUGCGCCUAAAUGGAUAGCUAAAACAUCACAGAAAAACACAGACUGACAUAGAGUAUGUGACAGUGUUGUUACACAGGCCUGAUCUGAAAUCUGUUAGUGAAUGCUUUGGCCCAGCUUCUCGGAGCCCCUCCCCCGCCACUUAUUGUGUGUGAACUAUAGGCAGCUAGAGGUCUGUGGUAUUUUAUUGGGAUCUUUUUUCUCUUUCUGUCUUUUCCCUUUGGUCUUUUGCUCUUUCUCUAUAACAUUGUUUUUGCAUUGCAUGUGUUAACUUGGUAGCAUUCAGUACUAUUUUAUCUCAACACUGUGUCCUAAUCACUACUACAGUUUUCCUCCAAUACUCAUCCCUCGUACGUCCUCUGCCCCCUUUCAGUCCCUCCAACCUCCUCUCCUUCCCCCUCUGACCCUGUCCAAGAGCGAUAUGCAGCGGGCAGCCACAGAAACCACAUAUACGCACCAGAAAUCUAAGAAUCACAUGUACGCAGACCACAAUGCGUUUUUCUCUUAGUAAAAAUGUUGUUUCAACUUUUUGUAUUCAAGAUGUGUUCAUUACUACUUGUCUCAACUUGUACUAGAGAUGCUAAAAUAUAUGGUGUAUUAGAUAUGACAAUUUGAUAAGAAAAUGAAAACCCUGCAAUCCUUUUUUUAUUUUAAUCCUGCCCUACUCGUGACCUACAUUAUUUGCAACAUGGCAAACUUUCUAUUAAGCACCAGCGUUAAUCCAGAGAGCAUCAGUGAUGCUGGGUUCAAGGUCAUUGCUAAUGCCCUCAAAAUAAUCUGUUUUAAAGUCAGCAAUGGGGUAAGUGUGGAGAAAAAGAAUAACCUAACCAAAAAACCCACUUCAAACUGAAUGGGAAGGCCAGUUUUACAGUCUCUGUUUAAAGUUACUGGAGACCGCUACAAAUGUGGGCUUCAGUGUCAACUUAAUUUCCGGUUGAUGCAUUGGGCUUUCAGAAUUAUGAGGUAAGUAUGUAUUUUAAAAUGAUUCCAUUUAAACCGGACGCUGGUUCUCUGUCAUUUUUCCAAUCACUUAAUUCAUGAAAUCUGUUAUCCCCUCACGGUCACUCUGACACUUCCACACUUCACCUCCAUUUGCUGGGAAAAAGGAGCCUUCUGUUAAAGCAAUUUGACUCUUGAUGCACUGAGACAGUUGUUUCCAUUUAGUCACACCUGCAAAAGGGGAGACCAACAAGGAAUGCACAAGGCACCAAACACAAGGGAGCUGCAAAAGCUUAUGAGGAGCAGCAGUCAGCAGGCCCUGUCCUCCACCAGCACUUCCAAAAACACAUUCCUCAAGGACACGAGAGAGGAGGAUGAGUAACUGCAGCAGCAGCCCUCCUUUUUCUGCAAGACAGAACCCUAAAGGGUCUGUGUUCACUCAUCAGAAUAUACAAGCUCUGUUUUUGUGAGCAAUAAUCCCCCAAAAUGAUACAAAAUAUGUAGUUUGAGUUGAUUUAGUUGAGUCACUUGCAUAGAUUAAUAUGCAUGUCCAGUGUUACAUCUUUCUCUGAACCAGAGCAUUUUCUAAUAUCGAGACACGCUCCAGUACUGUAGACAUAUCAAUGACUGCUUCGACUGAAGCAAUAAGAUUCCUAAAUACUCUGAGGUCUCUAGGUGGGGUCCCCUGCAUAUCACUUCCCUUCCCCGUAUCUUUUUCCAUGCACUGUGCCGAUGACGGCACAAUGCACAGUUUUAAAAACACCUCUCCUUUUAGAUCUCUUUUGUUUGGAUAACAUUUUCAAUUUUUUCUUUCUCCUGUAUUAACAGUCAGUGGAUUUAUUGACCUGCCCUUUCUGUUUGUAUACAGUAUUAUGUUUGUUAAAGAGCAGAGAGAAAGAUUUGCAUAUGUAAGAACUUAGAGAAGCUAGCAGAAUUGCAGUUGAAAGCGUUUGGCUGGUUUCUUACGUUGUGUCACGUGUGACUGUUUUUUUGACAGCCCAGUAUUUUAAAGCCAGGUUCGUAUGGAAAUGCCUUCACUCCACUUGCACUGCUGUUGGACUCGCCGUCGUUGCUUUCAUCCGUCUGUCUAUUCUUUUGGUGCACACAUCUGUUGUUCAGACACGCAGUGAGCGCCUCAUCUCCGCCCUCUUAGUUUGCUGAGCCCAUUUUGAACUAAUCUUUUUAUUAGUGUCAGCAGUUGCGACUGAUGCCUUAUCCAACUUGCCCUUCUUGUUUUUAAUAAUAUUUAGUUUAGAAUCUUACAGAGAUAGAAAAAAAAUAAGCUUUCUAUGAGAAAACACAUUUAAUUUAAGGUAGGGCUUAUGUUCUCUGAGCUUUCAGAACAUUUCAUUAUAAGACCCGUGGUCAGAAUUCUCUGGCCUUGGAGAUAAAAAAUAAACAAAUCAGCAAACAGGGAUUGUGUAAACACGAGACAGGAGCAGCUAGUAUAGGGUGCAUCUCAUUUUCCUUCUUGCUGAAACCUCAUAGAUCAGCUUAUUCCCCAAAUCAAUAUAGAUAAUCAUGUGUAGAGUGGUGCACCAUAAUACUGCAGUAAGAGACAGAAGCAUACCCAAUGUCGGUGGGAGGGGAGGCAUCCACUGCAGCACAUUCUGCUGUGUUUCCUACAUAAUGAAGUCAGGGGACAUGUUGUCCACCAUGCAGGAGGCAACAAACUAUUAGCCAUGCAGCCUAUCUUUGGUGGUGACAUGCCAAGGAAGUGCCAGGCAAUGUACAGUGAAAGCAUGUCAAAUGUAGGAUUUAAUGCCCCAGUUAUAAUUUAAAACAAGCAGGUGUCCUCAGUUCCCUUCCCACCAUGUGAGACCCAGCACAGAUUCCCUCCUAUCUCACCCCGCAGCAGAAAGGGAUCUGAAUGUGUCACAGAGUAAAACACAGCUCAUAGAUCCAUGAAAUAGUGUGGGGGGGGGGGGGGGGAAUACCAAACCCAACAGAAACAGGAAGUGAGGCAGUUAAGCUUCUCUCUUGGGAGGAAAACAUCAGCCAGUUGCCUUGGAUAGAUUUGUUACAAGUAUCUGGGAUUUCAAAGUUCUAAAACACUGACCUAUCGUUUUUUCUCUCUCAGAAAUAAUAAAUAGGGCAAAAGAAGGCAUCAGUUUGCUCCUAAACGCCAACAGGGUUUUAACAUGAUUAGGCCAAACGUAACAUAAAUGAGACCCUUUGGGCGGAGAUGCAGUGUGUGCUGUGUGUGUGUGACUCCCACUCACAUGCACUAACCCAUUCAAGCUCAGCUCACCUCCAACACCCCAGAAACUCACCUCCACCAUGGCUCAGCCUGCUCUGUUCUGCCCCCCCCCCCUGUCCCCACCUCCUCUUUGUCAAGAGAACUAAUUGAGCCCUGUUGAGCCAUCUCCUUCCUCUCUGUGCCUGAUCCACCUGAAACUAACAUAGUUGGAGUUUUGUUACCCGCCCUCCACCCCAGCCCGCUCCACCCCUCUGUAUGUGUACCAUUCACGCUACUAACACCGACGAUACUUUUUGUUAAAAUAAUUUAACAAAAAGGUGCAUGCUGUUUUGUUCCAACCCCUUCACUUUCUGUUUGUGAAAGUUGAUGUCAAUCUCUUUGUGAUUAUAAAUAUCCUUUAUGUUUGGUUUGUAUGUUUUUUUGGUAGAAUGCAGCACUCUGGUGAAUGUUAGCAAAGCUUGGAAUAGUUAUAAUCACAACAGAAAACACUGCUUAUUAAGAAAUCUCAUUGUUUAUUUGUGCUUGAGGAUGUACUGUAGUGGUGGGAUGAUCUUGCAUUUCUCUUAAUGUUUUUGUUUUUCUUGCUGACCCAUACUAGUGAUAUAACGCUCUCAGACAUGUGCGAUUGCCCCCCUUAGUAUACUAGGAAUUUCUGUUGUGUGUGUUCUCGCACUUCUCUCUUGCCUCUUUGAUUCAAUAUAAUGGGUCUGAUCUUGCCCACAUGUACAUUGUCUGUAUACUUUCCUAAAGUAUUCAAAUAAAACCCCCAAAUUCAUAUUUAGUUAUUAAUAUUUACUUAAUAUAAUUGCAUUGUUUAUGACCAAAUGAUGAGUCUCUUUUGUGCUCUAGCCAGGCGCCACCCCUCUUAUAAAACAGACUUUUCCAGAAAGAGAUAAUGCUUCUGACAAACUCCUGUUGUGUGCUCAGUCUUAAAAUGAAAACACUUGACAAAGUACAGACCAGAUUUUCUCGACAUUGCCUGCACUUCAUUUGAAAAAAUGGUUUAAGAGAGGAUUUAAAUAAGAGGCAAGCUAACAGCACACAUUUGUGUCUAAUAACGGUUUAGAAUCAUAAUUGUGCAUAUGGUUUGGAUCAGACCAUUGAUAAAAGACGAAAAAAUACUGGAGGUGUCCAAAUCAUUCACAACAGCUAUUUCUAGUGAAUCCAACGGGGCUACGUGCACACAAUGUCUCUCUGUCCCUCUCUUCACCUGCACACCCACAUAUCCCCUCACACGUGCAUAUCCUGUCCACCCUGGGCCUUGUAAUGGUAAUCCAAGGCCCAUUAGCCCCACUUCUGUCUCUUCCUCUUGCUAUAGUUUUUGUGACAGCUGCAUAUGUUUUCAUGGUGCUCUCCUUGUCAUGGUUACGGAAUCACAGCAAGCUUGGAGUUUCUGACCUUUGUUUUGUUAAUGCAAGAUUUCCAUACCUGUUCUGUGUCACUUUUCUUUGUGUACUAAGAUCUUGCUCUGUAGUGGUUCAUAUAUGUAUGCGUGUGUGAUACAUAUAUUGCCUCCCUCCUUCCUACCACUCCUCUUAACUUCUCAGUUAGUGGAUGUGACUCAAUGUUAUCUUUAUCAUCCAAAGUAAAAGAUAAAGAAAUGACUUUGCCUUACAAAACAGCACUCUGUAGGAGGGUGUCCUGUAGUUUACAAGCUACACAUAGCCUCAUGUAGUGUUCAUAGUGGACAAGCUACCCUUCCUCUCAGUCUCCAACCAUCUACCCCCCCACCCUAACCGUCCUUACCACUCCUUGUGCUGGAAGACACUGAUAAUACACGCUGUAGGUGAUGUGGAUGACAAUAAUGAUAAUGGUGAUGGUGGUGGUUGUGCUGAUGAUGAUGGUGUGAUCUGAGUGUCUUUUUGUUUUUGUUUGUUUGUUUUUGAUGACAACCCAACAGGGAAAAGCUCCUCUUAUUAUUGGAAUAUUUUUGGUUUUUUUCUCCUCUGUUCUCUCUGCUAGGAUAACAUUGGGCACCGGCUGCUUCAGAAACAUGGCUGGAAGUCGGGGCAAGGUCUUGGCAAAAGCAUGCAGGGUAAGGUUUGUUGGAUCCCCUCUGUAUGUCAGUAUGUGUGUGUGGGUGUGUUUUCUUUCUCCCACUCUGCAGUUGACCUCAAUGUAACACCCCUUUGACAGUGUACCGUAGGCUAAUGGCCUCUGUCAGCUUCCUCCUCUUUGCUUCAUAAUCACUAAACCUUUAUUUCAAUCUGCACAAUGAGUAAAGUGCUUCGAUUUGAACAAAGAACAACAAUCCAUUUCAAAUCAAGGUAGAUUUAGGAAGCUAUGAUUCCAUCACAUCCCUUAGAAUCAUCAUCUCCACGUACGUUAGAUUUUGUUUUCCUCUUUGAGUUUCCGUUGCUGCUGUCGGGUAUCUGAUUGGCUGUAACCACGGCUCAGACUUUGAAUGGCUUGCAGAGUAGACAUGUUUUCCCCCUUCUGCUUGUUUGCCUGUUUCUACCUCAAAACCUGUGAAGCUUGUGUGUAUGUGCCGUGCGUGGUCAUCAUGUGGGACUGAGAUGUGUGUGUGUGUGUCUGUUACUGACCGGGCCAUAGAGUCAACUUACAGGGAAAACCUCACCACCUUUCUACACCCCAAAUGUCUCUGUCCCCAUGGUAAAACACUCCCGUCCUCCCCCCGUUUCUUUGCCCCUCCUGCACAGCAUGUUUGUCCUAGCGGUGCACUCCUGCCUGCCUCAAACCGUCACACUCACCUGGGGCUUUAAGCAGUGUUGGAGGUACUGAGCUACUACUUUAACAGGAUAGAGUGAAAUGUAACACAUUUUUAUGAUACUUUGGGAAAACUGCUGCUAGAUAGCAACACAGACCACGCUCUAAGCACUGCUCAAAGCCUUGCUGGCUCUUUGCUCAGGUACAUUUUUAUGUAUGUCAUGUGUUCACUUGUUCUAGGGUAAAGCACGCCCCAAAACAAUCUCGCUGGCUGUAGGCUAGUAAGGAAAUGAAAGAUUCUCAGGGAGAUCUGCUAUGACUGGGCUGACAAGCAUCUGCCUCGCAAAACGCUUAAAGGGGGGAAAUGGUGGUCGUCCCUAAAGGCAUCAAUCGUCUCAGACUAGAUAGUUGUCCCCAUGAUAAAACAAAAUUAAACGUAAAGACUGGCAACAGAGGCUAGGCCUGUCACAAUAAUUACUUUCGAUUUUAUAGUACGAUCUUUGGACAUGACCACAAAGGUUCUAACGGACCUUGAUAUUGCCUGUUGCACGAGUGUUUGUAAAGAUAAGAAUGUCACAAACAGCAUGCCAGAAUAAACAGUGAGGUUUCCAUAGCAUUAUCAGACCUGCAUUGCACAGUUCUGUUAUCAGAGCCAGUGUGUUCCAUUUCUUUUUUCUAUUUCUAUCACAUUCCAAUCCAAUAUAUUAAUAUACUUAAGGAGUUCAAGUCUGUUGCUAUUUGACAUAUUUUACUUGCAUUAUUAUGCCAUUAUUUUAUCAAAUCUGUGGCAUAAAAAUAGUCUUUAAAAAUGUCAAUAAUGUCAUUUAUCGCAAUAUGAUGCAGUAUAUUGUCUAAUGUAACUAUCGUGACAGGCCUACCAGACUCUCCACAGUAGAUGUUAGUUUUGAUUCACAACUCUUGCCUUUUAGCUUUUACCUAUCAUAGUUAAUAUUGAGUCGUAGGUUUUUAAAUCACUCCCUUACCCAUUGUAGCUCCUCUAAAACCACCUAUAUGACUGGGUUUCUAAUUUUUCUUCUCGGUAAUGGAGGGAUACAGGACUUGGGGCAGAUUUUGUAAGGGGGGGUAGUUUGGUACCUUGGGGGCAUAUUGUGGUUUAGAGAGUGAGGCAAUGCCAGGCUAGGGGCCCGGGGAUUGGGACCAGUGGUUGGGAGAGAGUGGUGAGAGGAAAUCCCUGUAAGCACCUGGCCAUGAGUGAAGGGGGGUGGGGGGGUGACACACUAAACCCCCUCUGGUAAUAAACCCCAAAGACACACUCCAAACCCCACCCUCCCUUCUCUGUGUGCCUCAAUCUUCCUGCUUAACCAAUUGGUGUUUCUUUUUUACAGCGAUUUGAUCCUGCCCAUGUUGUGCUGAUGGUAAACUUAGUGGACGCACCGACCCUGUACCCAUCACCCUCAAAUAUGAUGUCAUGGGGAUGGGACGCAUGGAGAUGGAGCUGGACUAUGCAGAGGACGCCACAGAGAAGAGAAGAGUGCUCGAAGUUGAGAAGGAAGACACAGAAGAACUGCGGCAAAAAUACAAGGACCAGGUGGAAAAGGAGAAAGCCAUUGCAAAGGCUUUGGAAGACCUGAGAGCCAAUUUCUUCUGUGAGCUAUGUGAAAAACAGUACACCAAACACCAGGAGUUUGACAACCACAUCAACUCUUACGACCACGCUCACAAGCAGAGGCUUAAAGAGCUCAAACAGAGAGAGUUUGCUCGUAAUGUGUCAUCUCGCUCCCGGAAAGGUGGAAAAAAGCAAGAAAAGCUGCUGCGCAGAUUGCACGAGUUGGCUGAGCAGAGGAAACAACAGGACCGCACUCCAGGAAGUGGGCCCAUGUUCAAACCUACCAUAGUGGCUGUGGAUGGAGAGACUUUAGAAGAUGGCGACAUAAUGCCUGAAAACACUGAUUUGACAGACUGUGUCCCGGAAGCACCCCUUGAAGAGAAAAUUGAGGAAGCCUCCCCGAAACCAGCUCCAACCAUCAGCUUCUCUCUGGGGAGGAACAACUCCUCAUCCCCGACCCCUAGUGGGGCAUCCAAAGUUAGUGUGUCCUUUUCUUUUGCCAAGAAAGCCCCAGUGAAGCUGGAAACAGCCGCCGCAGUGUUUGCUGAUCAUGGCGAGGAGGCUAUGGAGGAAGAAGAGUCACAGGAUGGAGAAAAGGCUGGAGGGCAAGAGGAGGUUUCUGGCAGCAGCUCAGACAGCCCUAAGGAAGGUGAAGGAGAAGGUGAAGGAGGAAGUGAAGCAGGAGAGAGCGUUAGUGUGGCAGUGGCAGAAGAGGUGGAGCAGCCUGAUGACGGAGCCUCUCUAGCCUCCACUCUCAACAAAUUAAAGAUGAUGAUGAAAAAAGAGGAAGGAUAUGCAGGACAGGAGCCGGAGUACUAUCACUAUAUACCUCCUGUUCACUGCCGGGUGAAGCCUCACUUCCAGUUCCUGCUGUUUAUGAAGGCCACUGAUCAGUGUCUGAUCAAAGCAGACGACGAAGAGGAAGAGGGGCAGGAGGAGAGGAAGAAGGUUGAAGAAACGACUAAAGAGACAGAGCCCGACGCUACAGAGGAAUGCAGACCUGAGAAAGAACUAGAUAAUGUCCCUCCAUCCCCUGACCCAGAGCCGACUCCUCCGUCUCCUAAAGCAAAGACGGAGGAUGUCUCUACCCCUGCAGCAGAUACAGUCUCAUUGCCCACUUCCCCUGUUCAGAAAGCGGAGAGCACACAGGAUAGAAAGGAUUCCAACUCGGGUCCUAAGAUCCCCACAGGUCCCUUCUUCCCAGUUCUGAGCAAAGAUGAGAGCACUACCCUGCAGUGGCCCUCUGAGCUCCUCGAAUUCACCAAAUCUCAGCCCUCCCUGUCCUACAGCUGCAAUCCCCUCUACUUUGACUUCAAGCUGUCCCGCAACAAAGGAGUGCGUGCUGGGAAAGCAACAAAGUCUCCAAAGCCUUGUGAAGCGUCUAAUGACAAGGGGCAAGAGAUGGCGGCUUCAACAACAACAACAACAACAACAACAACUGUAGAUGCAAAGACUAAACCUGGGACCAGCACUGACAAUGAUAAGCCAACAAAAAAAGGAGAGCUUGAGCAAGUAGAAAGUGAGGAGCAAAAGCUUCAAACCGGAAGCACUAGUGCCAAGAAAAAAAAGAAAAAGAAGAAGCACAAGAAGUCUGCAAAGCACUCAAAACGCAAGACUGGAAAAGAUGGGAAGGAAGCCAAAGAAAAUGCGGAGGGUGAGACCGAGGCAACGCAAGAGAAGCCCAAAAAGAAGAAAAAACACAAACGGAAGAAGAACAAAAACAAGGAUCCCAAUCCAGAUGAGGCAGCUGUUGAUGAAAAGGAAAAAGCCAAACCAAAGUCAGAAGAUAAAACCGUGGCCUCGUCUGUUCAGCUGACAACUGGAAGGGGAGAAGCUACAGGAAACACAGCAGUAGAAACAGGGAAGAGGAAACGUGCUAAUAAGGAAGUGCCUUGUAAGUCUGGAGCAGAGGAAGGAGGAGCUGGAAAAGGCAACGACAAAGUCAACUCCUCAGAGGAGCACAGUGGCGCAAAACGUCAAAAGACUGACUCCAGUGAGAAAUCUCAGAGUGCCUCCUGCUCCUCCUCAGCCCAAAAGAAUCCCGGUCCCGGUCGACCUCCCAGCAGCGGGAGUGAAGAAGGAGGGGGCUCUAAUACCAAGCGCUCACGGCAUCACAGGUCAAGUCCUCGGGAACAACGGCGUCACCGCAGCGAGGAAUCGAGGCGGUCCUGCAGCCGCUCUUCGAGGCGGGGGGAGAGACGGGGCAGCAGUCGCCGGCGCCAUCAUGGCCAAACCUCCCGUAGCCACUCGUACUCCAGCAGCUCCGAGCGCUCCUCGGCAGGCAGCAGCGCCUACAGCCGUCGCAGCCGCAGCAACUCCAGCUACAGCAACUACAGCAAAGAGGGCCGCAGGCGGAGGCACUCCAAACGCUCCUCAGACUCUGAGUACGAGCGAAGAGGAAGCCGAGGACGUAGACGAUCCAGGAGACAUCGUUCUUCCUCUUCCUCCUCAGAAGAAUCCCGAUCACGUUCACGCAGUCACAGCCGCAGGAAGAGGCACCGGCGGCACCAUCGCAGCAGCUCGAGAAGCUCCAGCAGCUGGAGCCGCAGCACCAGCCCGAGAUCCUGGAGGCGCAGCUACAGCCGAAGCCACAGCUCAGCCAGCCGCUCCUCCAGCUCCACCAAGGGCUCUUCUCGCCGACGAGCUCCCAGGGCUCGAGUGGAAACCGACGCACAACGCAGAGACUUCAACCGCUCGUGCAUCUACCGCUCCCAGUCUCCGCGUUCAUCUUCCUCACGAGGCCUUAACCGCAACACCCAUUCAUCCAGCUCACAGUCUCUGAGGCAAGGGGGGUCCCGGGAUGCAGGAGAACAGAAAAACAGCCUUACUGCACGCCAGCUGCUGGAGAAGGUUCAGUCCAAAAGGAGCUCUGAUGUUUCUGCCACAGGAACAAAAUCUGGGAAUAAGAUUAAAGAUCCACCACAGGGAUACUUUGGACCCAAACUACCCCCGACCAAAUCCAUGCUGCCGCUCUUUGGUAAGCUGCAGGCCGGAAAGAAACCCCUGUUUCCCCUCACCAGACCUAUGGAGGUUGAGAAAUCAGGAGCUGGAAAGUUUAUUGAGCCAGAAGUUAUCCUGGUAGAGCCUAUACGGGAGUUCCCCCCUCCCCCCCCACCACCAGCUCCCCCGGUGCAGAAGGUCGAGGAGGCCCCACAGAUCACAGUUGUGCAAGAGGAGACACAGCAUCCCGCUAUAGAAGCUCCUGUUCACCAAGAACCCCUGCCGCUGUUCGAACCCGAUGAGCCUUCCAUGGCGAUGGCCCAGUACCAAGCAGAAUCUGGACAGGACCCUUCUCAGAACCCCAUGAUGGAGUCCCUCAUGCCAGAAAUGCAGCAUCAGCAGCAUCAGAUGCAUGCCUACCCUGCUUACCCCCCACCCAGCCUAGAGGAGGAGUGCAUGGAGGCGGAGGAAGACGGCCUGGCUCCUUUAGAGAGUCAGCCCAUCACGUUCACACCAGAGGAGAUGGAGAAAUACGGCAAGCUGCAGCAGGCUGCUCAGCAGCACAUCCAGCAGCAGUUAAUGGCCAAGCAGGUGAAGACUUUUCCCUCAGCUGCUGCCGCCGCUGCCAGCCUGGCUCAGCCCCCCCCUCCCCCCACCAUGCAGCAGAUCCACAUCCAGCAGCCCACUAUGUCCAUGGCCUCCGGCACAUCAAUCACCACAGUGCAGCACGCCAUCCUGCAGCACCACGCAGCUGCAGCGGCAGCCAUGGGCAUCCACCAACACCCUGCACAUGCCCACCACCCUCACCCUGCACAUGCCCAGUUAGCCCAGGUACACCACAUUCCCCAGCAUCACCUCACCCCCAUCUCCCUGUCUCCUCUGGGCCACUCCCUGAGUCACUCUCUGGGACACACUCUGGGACACUCUCUGGGACACACACUGGGACACUCUCUGGGACACUCACUGGGACACUCACUGGGACACGCAGGACUGAUCCCUGCCCACCACACCGCCUUCCUCUCCGGUCAGCCCAUACACAUUAUCCCAGCAUCUGCACUUCACCACGGCCCCUUAGCUCUCCACCAUGUACCACAUGGACUCUACCCCACACUUUUUUCAUCCCGCCCCUCACAGGCUGCUGCAGCAGCAGCUCUCCAACUUCACCCGCUGCUACACCCCAUCUUCUCAGGGCAGGACCUCCAGCACCCACCUAACCAUGGCUCCUGAGUAAUACAAGCAAAGUAUAGUCACAGCCACAACCACUGAAAGAAAGAAAGACUGGACCUGAACCGGCUUACGUCAGGGUUUGGAUGAAGUCUUUGAGACAGAAAGCUGUCAAUAAGCAGCCCUUCUACUGACCAACACAGGGCAGGAGUUGUAGCCACAAAGUGGUGCUUGUGUCCCACUCAGAGUUGACAUUUUCCUCUGGCUUUUGCAAGAUAUUUUUUUAUGCAUUGCCCUGAACUUCUAAAAAAGAAGUUCAAGUUUAAAGAGACUUCUUAAAGACAUGGUUUGUAUUCGAACUUGAGGUAAAUUAACACAACCCAUUUACUUUUGAAUGAUGAAUAACAGAAAUCACUGGAGUUUGUUUUGUUUUCCAUAUAAAUAUUAUUUCGGACUUUUUUGCUCAUCUUGGCAGCCAUAGAGUGACGUGCUGGCUGAAGCUAUAAGCUGAACCAUGUUAAGAUGAGGAGUACGUGGUAGGCUUUGACUCUAUAAUGUACCCUUCAGAGACAGACUACUUCAUAUUUACUGGUAUUGUUUAUGUUCUAAUAUGACUACUUGAUCUCUAUUGGAUCCUUGGUCUCAAUUCAUUUGUAAUGCAGUAACGUGUACAUAUAUCAGUGUGUAAUGUGAAGAAUCCCACCAAUGAUGACCAUAUACAAUGACCGCUAUGGUGUCCAAGUCGGUAUGACAAUGUCCCUUAUGAAUCAUUCUCUUAGUGGGAAAGACGGGGGGGGGGGUGGUUGGUUGAAGGAGGGGUUUGAACAUCCCUGAUGCUCUGAGGCAAAGCCCAUGUCCCCUGUGUGGGGGUGCACCUGAAUAAAUUGCACUGAAAAUCUGUACAUCGAGAUGGUGCGUUUGCAUCAUGUAACAAUAAGAUUGUAGUAUACUGCAAUAAUUGUAUUUUUCUGUUUUUAAAUUAUUUUCCAAAAUGCUCUUCAAAAGAAGGGUUGUGUUUUGCUUUUGUGUAAUUUUGUAAAUAAAGCGGCUGUAGAUUAACCUAUUAACGUUCUAGCAGUUUGGUAUUGGUAAAAGCAGAAUUACAAGAUGGAUGGAAGAUGGUCACGUGAAAUGUAUUCUAUCAAGUUUGUUUCUAAAUGAACCCGGUUAACAGUGGCUGGGAUGGCAAAGGAUGGGGAUCUGUGAAGCAGCCUCUGUGUUUCAGCUAAUAAAAUCUUGAGUUCA